Molecule: messenger RNA, 4361 nt
Organism: Cynocephalus volans (Philippine flying lemur)
Lineage: Eukaryota; Metazoa; Chordata; Mammalia; Dermoptera; Cynocephalidae
Gene: MNT
Product: MAX network transcriptional repressor
Exons: 6
Coding region: 111-1883 (590 amino acids)
Biological process (GO): regulation of transcription by RNA polymerase II
Molecular function (GO): DNA-binding transcription factor activity, RNA polymerase II-specific; RNA polymerase II cis-regulatory region sequence-specific DNA binding; protein dimerization activity
Source: RefSeq, a predicted model, not a curated record
GUCGCCCCCCGGAGGUGAUCCCUCCCUCCUGCCUGCCCGCCAGCCUGACCUGUGCCUGGCUCGCGGGCCGCAGCCUCGGCCCCGGCGCGUCCCCGGCAGCUCUCGACGCGAUGAGCAUAGAGACGCUACUGGAGGCGGCCCGCUUCCUGGAAUGGCAAGCGCAGCAACAACAGAGAGCACGUGAGGAGCAGGAGCGGCUUCGCUUGGAGCGGGAGCGGGAGCAGGAGCAGAAGAAGGCCAGUAGCCUGGCUAGGCUGGCACAUGCCCUGCCGGUGGAGGAGCCCCGCAUCGAGGCACCACCUCUGCCUCUGUCCCCACCGGCACCCCCACCAGCACCCCCACCAGCACUUGCCACCCCCACCCCACUGACUGUCAUUCCUAUUCCUGUAGUGACCAACUCCCCUCAGCCACUGCCCCCAGCCCCACCACUGCCCCCUGCAGCCCAGCCACUGCCCCUGGCGCCUCGUCAGCCAGCCCUGGUCAGCACCCCUGGACUCAGCAUUAAGGAGCCUGCCCCCCUGCCCACAAGGCCGCCGGUGCCCACCCCUGCUCCCCUUCUGCCAGACUCGAAGACUACCGUUCCACCCACUGGCAGCCCCAAGCCUUUGCAGCCCCUACCCACGCCCAUCCUGACCAUAGCACCACACCCUGGAGUCCAGCCUCACCUGGCCCCCCAGCAACCACCCCCACCCACGCUUGGGACCCUGAAGUUGGCACCAGCUGAAGAAGUCAAAUCCAGCGAACAGAAGAAGAGGCCUGGGGGGAUCGGAACCAGAGAAGUCCACAACAAAUUGGAGAAGAACAGGAGGGCCCAUCUGAAGGAAUGCUUCGAGACCCUGAAGCGCAACAUCCCCAACGUGGACGACAAGAAGACGUCGAAUCUGAGCGUGCUGCGGACGGCGCUGCGGUACAUCCAGUCCCUGAAGAGGAAGGAGAAGGAGUACGAGCAUGAGAUGGAGCGGCUGGCUCGGGAGAAGAUUGCCACGCAGCAGCGGCUAGCGGAGCUGAAGCAUGAGCUGAGCCAGUGGAUGGACAUGCUGGAGAUUGACCGAGUGCUCCGGCAGACAGGCCAGCCCGAGGACGACCAGGCCUCCACCUCGACAGCCUCUGAGGGUGAAGACAACAUAGAUGAGGACAUGGAGGAGGACCGGGCGGACCUGGGUCCACCUAAGCUGAGCCAUCGUCCCCAGCCGGAGCUGCUAAAGUCCACCCUGCCACCCCCCAACACUGUCCCUGCAGCUUUACCUCCCCACUCACACCCCCACCCCCACCCCCACCCAGUGGCCCUGUCUCCUGCCCACCUCCCUGUGCAGCAGCAGCAGCCACCGCAGAAGACCCCUCUGCCGGCCCCUCCUCCCCCACCGGCAGCCCCUGCCCAGACGCUGGUGCCAGCUCCGGCCCAUCUUGUGGCCACGGCUGGGGGCAGCUCCACGGUCAUCGCCCACACAGCCACCACCCAUGCCUCAGUCAUCCAGACUGUGAACCACGUUCUACAGGGGCCGGGUGGCAAGCACAUUGCCCACAUCGCCCCUUCGGCCCCCAGCCCUGCUGUGCAGCUGGCACCUGCCACACCCCCCAUUGGCCACAUCACAGUGCACCCUGCCACCCUCAACCAUGUGGCCCACCUUGGUUCCCAGCUGCCCUUGUACCCGCAGCCUGUGGCGGUAAGCCAGCCUGUGGCGGUUAGCCACAUCGCCCACACCCUCUCUCACCAGCAAGUGAAUGGCACAGCUGGGCUGGGGCCCCCAGCCACUGUCAUGGCAAAGCCAGCCAUGGGGGCUCAGGUGGUGCACCACCCCCAGCUGGUGGGCCAGACAGUACUCAAUCCUGUGACAAUGGUCACCAUGCCCUCCUUCCCGGUCAGCACGCUCAAGCUGGCUUGAGGAUGAAGUCACUCAGAGGCCCCCAGUGGGGGCAGGGAAGGGGACCUGUCCCCCACUCUCCUACCCACCAGCUCCACACAUUCCAGCUAGGCCCAGGCCUGCCCCACCCACACCCACCCCCAGGCCUCCUAGGGGAAGGGGGUGCAGAGACUCUGAGCCAGGGGUGGGAGGGACUGCCCCAGGCAGUUGGGCACAGGGCAGGGGGUUAUCCUGCUGCCUUGGGACUUAGAAUGACUGAUGAGAGACAGUCUGGUGAACAAGCCACCUGUCCAGCCCGGUGCUGGCCCCAAUGCCGUUCCUGCCUCCCCACCCUGUUCCCUGAAAUCAGUGUGAUGUGGACGUCUUGUUUUCUGACUUCUCCCCUGCCCUGCCCAUCUUCCUGUGCUGCUGCUGCUAUUGCUGUUCGGUGAGGUGGCUGAGUGCCCAGGCCUCCUCUCCUGAGCCUCAGUGUUCUCUUCCCAGGCCUUUGGAGGGAAACGAGGGAAGCAGAACUGAAGCCACUUAGCCCAGAAAUCUGGGGACUGGCGGGGGGGGGGUGGUAGGAUGUGAGGGGUCCUGCUCUGAGUACAGGUGACAGAUCCUAGGAAGUAGUUGGUCUGGAGUCCUACCCAGACAGGUGGGUGUCCCACAGCCUGAGGCUCACUGACCCAGUUGUUGUCACUGUGAUUCAUUACAGUAGAAAUCAUUUAUAAUGAGUGAUUCUGUAUCAACAAUAAACCAAACCUAAGCUCUGUCCCCUGUCCCCAACCUCUGCUACUGGACUUCUGACUUCAGGAAGGCAGUCUGAGGGUGAGGGUAGGGAAGAAGGGGCUUGGUGUCUGGCCUCCCAUCCCUAUCCCCAAAAGCCUGGGUCUGGAUGGGAGGAGAGCGACUGGACCUCUAUCUCCAUCCCUGGGCUUGGCUCUUGAUUUCCAAAAAGCAGUGAGGAGGGGCCCUGUCUAUUGGACACUCCCCUGGUUCCCUGAAUUCUGCUCAGUGCUGUGCACUCCCCCAAGGGAUAGGUGGGCCUGGCUGUCUGGGUUUGGAUGCCUCCUGCAGUUUGGGAGACAUGGACCAGAACCUGGCCUUGGUUCCAGGAGCCUAGAAGUCACAUUGUUUGAGGCAUCAGGAAGUUGAAAUCUAGGGGCUUGUAUAAAGCCCUAAAUCCCUCCCCAAACAGGCUAUGGCGACCUGUGGAGAAGGGGGCAGGCAGAGUUGGGGUGUAGUGGCUAUGGUGGGGGGCUGCUGCUGCUGCUCCAGCCUCUACUGUCAUCUCUGGCCUUGGACCACUUCCCUUUCUCCAGUGGGCAAUUUUGAGUCCCUCUCUGGUGAGGGCUGCUGUGCAUCACCACCUUCCUCUGAGAAAUGGUCCUUAGUUGGAUCAAGGACAGGACUGAGCUUGGGGUGGGGAGGAGUAAGGGGGUCCUAUGUUAGGGAAUGCAGCUUUCCCCCUCUGCCUUGGCAGGCUGGCUUCUCUUUUUAUGUGGGUAUUUACUACAAGUGGCCUUGUGUCAAAUACGCUCAGUUACACACACGCGUGCACACUCAGCUCUCCACCUGGACCUACACUAAUGGCCUUUUGGUGUGUGUGGCGGGGGUAGGGAAGUGACUGUCCCUGGGUGUGACCCUUGCCUGAUGGGCUGGGGCAGUGGGCUAGGCAGUUGAGGGGGCCUGGGGAGGAGAGUUCAGGGUCUUCUGAGGAGACCAGCGGAGGUCUUGAAUAGAUUCUCCCUUGAAACGAAGACUCCUUCGAUGCCUAGGAACUUCCUUUCAGUUCCUUCCUGGUCUUGGAGACCUCCCUGGGGACUGUUAUUCUCAUUUUCCUCUCCUGGGGUGGGGAAAGGGAUGGCCUGUGGGAGGGAAUCCUGUGCCCACCCCAGCGCAGCAGUCCCAUCUCACUGGCCUGCCGCCAUUCUACAGCUGCAGCCCCCUUCACCAGAUACCUUGGCUCUCGGGGGAGCCGGCUUUGCUGUUCCCAUUGUGACAGUGAAAAGAGCAGGAACAAUAAGAGCAGCUUUGGCGAACCCACCCUCCCCCCAGCCUGUUCCCCUCUCCUUGCAUCCUGAGGCCAGUGGCCCCUCGGCCUGCACAGAUACCUCAUCAUCCACCCGCCACCCCUCCCCUCCCUGACCCCCAGCAGUGGGGGCCUCCAAAUCUAGUGCCGAAUGACUAUGUCCAGAUUGGUGACGAUGGGUGUUGUUGCUGUUGUUUCUGUUGCUGUUUGUGAAUGCUGUGAUGCUGUGUGCCCAAGUGGGCAGCCACCACCCAGCACUUCCUUGGGCAUCUCCCCUCUGAGAGCUGUCAGGACCACAUCUUUCCUCACCCAGUGGGACUGCCUGCCCCUUCCCUCCCUAACCCUUCCAGCCUGGGACAAACACACACACACACACACACACAUACACAUAUACAUAUCUUACCUCUCAUGCGUGUUUUACCUUUUGAUGUUCAGAGUGGCUCACUGGCUGGGAGUCUUUACCUCGGGGAGGGGGGGAGGUUGGU